AUGCCUAAUAACAGCAGUGUAACUAUAUUUAUACUGUUAGGGCUGACACAGGAUCCCCAAAAGCAAAACCUCGUGUUUUUCAUCUUCUUAACUUUCUAUGGAAGCACCGUCGUGGGGAAUACGCUCAUCAUGGUGACCAUCAAGUUCAGCAGGACACUCGGCAGCCCCAUGUACUUCUUCCUGUUUUAUUUGUCCCUUGUUGAUUUCUGCUUCUCCACAUCCAUAGCUCCCAGGCUCAUUGUGGAUUCCCUCUCCACAAAGAAAAUCAUUUCCUACAACGAGUGCAUGACCCAAGUCUUUGCACUGCAUCUAUUUGGUUGCAUGGAGAUCUUUAUCCUCAUCUUUAUGGCUGCUGAUCGCUAUAUAGCCAUCUGUAAGCCCUUACGCUACUCAGCCAUCAUGAGAAGACAGGUCUGUGUCAUCUUGACUGUGUUUGCCUGGACUGGGUCUUUCAUACAUGCCUCUUCUCAGAUUGUCUUGCUGGUAAAAUUGCCCUUCUGUGGACCCAAUUUAAUUGACCAUUAUUGCUGUGAUGUGCAGCCCUUGUUGAAACUUGCUUGCACGGACACUUACAUGGUCAACCUAAUGAUCGUGUCCAACAGUGGAGCACUUUGUUCAUGCAGUUUCUUGAUUUUGAUGAUCUCAUAUUUUGUCAUCUUGCAUUCACUGAGAAAUCACAGUGCAGAAGGGAGGAAGAAAGCUCUCUCCACUUGCUCUUCUCACAUCCUUGUAGUUAUAAUAUCCUUUGUUCCUUGUAUAUUCAUGUAUACACGUCCUCCAACCACGUAUUCUGUGGACAAGAUGGUGACAGUGUUUUAUACCAUUGGCACACCCUUUCUCAACCCACUGAUUUACACACUGAGGAAUGCAGAGGUGAAAAAUGCCAUGAGAAAGUUAUGGAAUGUUAAAACCAUGACCAAUUGA
Messenger RNA from Dipodomys ordii (Ord's kangaroo rat), 924 nucleotides. RefSeq names its product olfactory receptor 4C11-like. Gene Ontology annotation, molecular function: olfactory receptor activity; G protein-coupled receptor activity. The coding region runs from base 1 to 924 and encodes 307 amino acids. Gene Ontology annotation, cellular component: membrane. Gene Ontology annotation, biological process: G protein-coupled receptor signaling pathway. NCBI's taxonomy places the organism in Eukaryota, Metazoa, Chordata, Mammalia, Rodentia, Heteromyidae. The record is from RefSeq and is a predicted model, not a curated record. The transcript has a single exon.